Messenger RNA from Cebus imitator (Panamanian white-faced capuchin), 730 nucleotides. It is a transcript of the gene SPRR1B, whose product is annotated as small proline rich protein 1B. The record is from RefSeq and is a predicted model, not a curated record. Lineage: Eukaryota; Metazoa; Chordata; Mammalia; Primates; Cebidae. The coding region runs from base 177 to 446 and encodes 89 amino acids. The transcript has 2 exons.
GUGAAUCAUGUCUGACAAGUAAAGAAUGAAGGCACAGCAGCCCAGACAGAUCCUGUUUCCUUGAGGCAGGGCUUGCUCCCUGCAUAAAAAGCCAGUUGGCUGGGAACACUAUUCCAGCAUUGAGGGGCCAUACGGACUAUUCCUCUCUGCACACCAGGACCAGCCACUGUUGAAGCAUGAGCUCCCAGCAGCAGAAGCAGCCCUGCGCCCCACCCCCUCAGCUCCAGCAGCAGCAGGUGAAACAGCCUUGCCAGCCUCCACCCCAGGAGCCAUGUAUCCCCAAAACCAAGGAGCCUUGCCACCCCAAAGUGCCUGAGCCCUGCCAGCCCAAGGUUCCAGAGCCCUGCCAGCCCAAGGUUCCAGAGCCCUGCCACCCCAAGCUGCCUGAGCCCUGCCCUUCAACAGUCACUCCAGCACCAGCUCAGCAGAAGACCACGCAGAAGUAAUGUGGUCCACAGCCAUGCCCUGGAGGAGCCGGCCACCAGAUGCUGAAUCCCCUAUCCCAUUCUGCUUACGAGUCCCAUUUGCCUUGCAAUUAGCAUUCUGUCUCCCCGAAAAAAGAAUGUGCUAUGAGGCUUUCUUUCCAGCACGCUCUGAGUCUCUGAAUGAAGCGGAAAUCUUACUACCAGAGCUAGUUUUCAGCUGCUCACAAUUCAUCUGAAGAGAGACUUAAGAUGAAAGCAAACGAUUCAGCUCCUUUAUACCCCCAUUAAAUUCACUUUCAGUUCCA